Molecule: messenger RNA, 3070 nt
Organism: Phyllopteryx taeniolatus (common seadragon)
Lineage: Eukaryota; Metazoa; Chordata; Actinopteri; Syngnathiformes; Syngnathidae
Product: E3 SUMO-protein ligase ZBED1-like
Exons: 3
Coding region: 13-1968 (651 amino acids)
Molecular function (GO): DNA binding; protein dimerization activity
Source: RefSeq, a predicted model, not a curated record
UGCGAUAGCAACAUGGAUGCAAACAACAUGGCAACCGCGGAGAGUUUAGCAGUAUUCGAGGUCAAAAGAGAGCCCAAAGAGGAGGAGGACGAGGAGGAGUUGGUGCCGAAAAGAGGGAACCGUAGCUCCAUGGUUUGGCUUUGGUUUGGCUUUAAAACGUCUGACAUCGAGCAGAAAACGGUCAUUUGCAAAACAUGCCGCCAUCAAAUCAUUACCAGCGACUCGAACACGUCCAAUCUUUUCUACCACUUAAAGACACGGCACGAAGAACUGUACAUUGAAAGCGUAAGGUUGCGACAAAGCACAAAUGGUACAUCACAACCACAAAGUAACGGAACGAAAAAACACCAAAAGAGCCGACAAGUAUUGUUGACCAAAAGUAUCCCAUAUGACGAGCAGUCUCGCAGACACCGCGAAAUCACAGAUGCCAUCUCUGAAUUUAUCAUAUCGGAAGACUCGGCCUCGUUAUACACUAUCGAAAAGAAGGGCUUCCGGGAAUUGGUCAAAACGCUUGACCCCAGAUACAACAUGCCGGAUCGAAAACACUUCAGUGACGUCCAGCUGCCGCGCAUGUAUGAAGAAUGCCGUGCGAAGGUGACCGAGGAGCUUAAAUAUGUGGAAUAUUAUGCACUGACAACCGAUCUGUGGACUUGCACAGUCACACAGCCGUAUAUGAGCCUCACUGUUCAUUUUAUCAACAAUGACUGGAUCCUAAGUAGCCGAUGCCUACAAACAAUCUACUUCCCUGAAGACUACACGGAGGUGAUGAUAGGCACAAUCCUCAAAGAAGUACUCGAAUCCUGGGAGCUGCGUGAGGAUAUGCUGAUCUGCCUGACCACAGAUGACGCAACUAAUAAUAGUUCACUGCAUUUGACUGAGUGGAACAGGCUACAGUGCUUUGGGCACCAUUUGGAGCUGGCGAUAGCAAGCAGCUUGAAAACACCUUCUCAAACCCAAGCGGCUGUGAAGCGUGCAGUAGGGCUCUGCAAGCAGGUGACGGGCACCAUUUCUAAUUCGUUCAAGAGAAGACGUGACCUGGCCAAGGCGCAAGUGGACCUGGACCUCCCCAUUCACCAGCUCAAGAGUGAAAGCCCCUCUAGAUGGGGCUCACGACAGCAGAUGAUCAGCAGGUUCAUCGAGCAGGAGAAAGCUGUUAAACAGGUCCUCCGUGAAGACAGGAAAAUGAGGCAUCUGAUCCCAACCAGGCAAGACAUGAGAAUUCUGGAGUCCAUCAACAAGGCAUUGAAUCCUCUCAUGGAGUUUACAGAUGCCUUGUCUGGGGAGGAGUAUGUCAGUGCGUCGUUCGUUAUACCUGUCCUGCACCUCUUCAAGCACCAAAUGCUCAAGUCUCAGGAUGAUGACUCCCCGCUCACUAGAACCAUUAAAGAGGGAAUCCUGAACUACCUUAGUGACAAAUAUGCCGACGACGCCACUGAAAAGCUGCUCGACAUGGCCAUGCUCCUUGAUCCACGAUUUAAAAUAGCCUACAUAAAGGAAGAGAGAAUCGACCUCAUGAAGACAAGAGCUGCAGCAGAAAUGGAGCUCCUGGUGGCUGGAGGUGAAGCAGCAGCACCAGCGGUCUCUGUUCCAGCAUCUUCUGCAGAUGAAUCGGAGCUCCCAGCAGCCAAGAAAGUAAAGAAGAGUUUGUCCAGCUACUUCAAGAACGCAGCAGCACAUAACGGCCAAGACACGUCAAAGCCGAGCCGAGCAUCUGUUGAACUGGAGCUCAACAUGUACCUGCAGACAGCAAACCUGGAUCCUGAGAAAGACGCUCUCAUAUGGUGGAGGCAGCACGAGGUCAACUUCCCAUUGGUGGCAAAGCUGGCCAAAAAAUACCUGUGCAUCCCCGCGACUAGUUUUCCAUCUGAGCGGAUCUUCGGUGCGAGUGGCAACAUGGUGACAUCGAAGAGGUCAUGUCUCAAGCCUGAAAGAGUUGACCAGCUUGUCUUUCUAUCUGUCAACCUGUGAAACACAUGAAACAAGACGUUUAAAAAAAUUAUAAUAAUAAAGUUAUUUCAAGGGGUUAAUGUUCAUGUGCGAACAAGGUGAAAAAAACUUUUUCACUUUAUUGCACUCCUUGAAAACGUUUGUUUGUACUAUCAGAUAUUUUGAAUGGUAUUUGUCCCAAGGAUAUUUGUUUUAUUUCAUUUUCAUCUUUUAUUCAUUUUAGUGUUUUUUUAUUAUUAUUAUUUUAACCUGUCCUGUUCAGCUGCAUGCCCAUGCAGAAUGGUGGAUCUGUAUGCCUUUUGUGCUGGAACAGUUUUGCUGUGCAACAGGGGUGUUUGAAAUACUCCCUCUGCUUAUUUUUAAUUAUUCUGAUGUUUAUUGAAAAUGCAGCAAGGCAGUGCUACUGACGAGUGGUGCGGUGGGAUGCUUUGAUAGUGUCUAAACACCUGUUAAAAACCUGUGAGUUGAUAUCUUAAUAUAACCUGUGUUAUUGUUAGUUGUCCCAGCAUAAGCAAUUCAAGCCUAUUGCGUGUCUAUGAAACUUAUUAGUGAAUGAACACCAUAUCACAUGCAUGUUAGUCAACUGGUGUACAGAGUUGCUGAGCCUGCACAUUAAGGAAAGGGACCCUGACCAGUCCCAAAAGGAGGGGCAAGGGUACCGGAUCACCCCACACACACACACACACAAUAUCACAACCACUAAUAGGGCCCAAUGCAGGAGUCAGUUGCCACUCGAAAAAAAGGUCAGUCUGCCAAAAGCGAGCCCAUGUUAAGCACCUGGCAUGAGCAAUGAUGGGCGAGGGCACCAGGAGAGGGGAGAGAAGGGCUAUUUUAGUGUUUUCUAUAUAAAAUGUGUUUAUAAAUAAAUGGAGAAAAGAUCACAAAAAAUGUCCAUUAAUUUCAUGUCAUUUUAAGGAGAAAUACUAAGGCUGGGUAUCAUUAACCUCUCAAUUAAAUUUUGAUUCUUUAGGUUGCGAUUUGCUAUUGAUAUAAAUGCUUUGAUGUUGAUUCAGUAAGAAGUAGAACUACACCAAUAGAGUACCUGUUGACUAUUUAUGACCAUGUGAAAAUAUGUGGUAUGUCACCUUAUUUUUUUAACAAUAAAACAUCUGGAAAAUAAAAA